This is a messenger RNA of Ruditapes philippinarum (Manila clam), 4771 nucleotides long. RefSeq names its product UDP-N-acetylglucosamine--peptide N-acetylglucosaminyltransferase 110 kDa subunit-like. NCBI's taxonomy places the organism in Eukaryota, Metazoa, Mollusca, Bivalvia, Venerida, Veneridae. The record is from RefSeq and is a predicted model, not a curated record. Gene Ontology annotation, biological process: protein O-linked glycosylation. Gene Ontology annotation, molecular function: protein N-acetylglucosaminyltransferase activity; protein binding.
GCCUGUUACCUUAAAGCAAUAGAAACACAGCCAAACUUUGCAGUAGCCUGGAGUAACCUUGGUUGUGUGUUCAAUGCCCAGGGAGAGAUUUGGCUGGCAAUACAUCAUUUUGAAAAGGCUGUAGCAUUAGAUGCAAACUUUUUAGAUGCCUAUAUAAAUCUAGGAAAUGUUUUGAAAGAAGCCAGGAUAUUUGACAGGGCUGUAGCAUCAUAUUUGAGAGCUCUUAAUCUGAGCCCCAAUCAUGCUGUUGUACAUGGUAACCUGGCAUGUGUUUACUAUGAGCAAGGGUUGAUUGAUCUUGCCAUAGAUACAUACAAAAGGGCGAUAGAACUUCAGCCUAACUUCCCUGAUGCUUACUGUAAUCUAGCAAAUGCCCUCAAAGAAAAGGGAAAGGUUCAAGAAGCUGAAGAAUGUUAUAAUACAGCUUUAGCUCUAGCCCCUAACCACUCUGACUCGUUAAAUAACCUGGCAAAUAUCAAACGUGAGCAGGGAAACACAGAGGAAGCUGUACGUCUCUAUUUGAAGGCCCUGGAAGUGUUCCCAGAAUUUGCUGUGGCACAUUCUAAUCUAGCUAGUGUACUUCAACAACAAGGGAAACUUCAUGAGGCUCUGUUACACUACAAGGAAGCAAUUAGAAUUUCACCAACAUUUGCCGAUGCAUAUUCUAACAUGGGUAACACAUUAAAGGAGAUGCAGGAUGUGCAGGGAGCCCUUCAAUGUUAUACUAGAGCUAUACAGAUCAAUCCUGCAUUUGCUGAUGCCCACAGUAAUCUUGCCUCUAUACACAAGGAUUCUGGUAACAUCCCAGAAGCCAUACAGUCGUACAGAACAGCCCUGAAGUUAAAACCAGAGUUCCCAGAUGCUUAUUGUAAUCUUGCUCAUUGUUUACAGAUUGUGUGUGACUGGAGUGAGUAUGAGGAGAGAAUGAAGAAGUUAGUACUGAUAGUUGAUGAACAGUUAGAGAAGAAUCGUCUCCCCUCUGUACAUCCUCAUCAUAGUAUGUUGUAUCCACUAAAACACGAGAUGAGGAAGAAUAUAGCCGGGAGACAUGCUAAUCUAUGCUUAGAAAAGAUAAAUAUAUUACACAAGCCACCAUACGAGCAUCCGAAAGAUUUGACUGUAAGUGGUGGAAGAUUGAGGAUUGGUUAUGUAAGCUCUGACUUUGGUAAUCAUCCAACAUCACAUUUGAUGCAGAGUAUACCAGGGCUACAUGAUAAAGAUUCUGUUGAGGUAUUUUGUUACUCGCUUAGUGCAGAUGAUGGUACGAAUUUCCGAGCCAAAAUUUCUAGGGAAGCUGAACAUUUUGUAGAUUUGUCCCAGAUACCAUGCAAUGGUAAAGCUGCAGAUCGUAUCAACUCUGAUGGUAUACAUAUACUAGUCAACAUGAAUGGUUAUACUAAAGGAGCUAGAAAUGAACUAUUUGCAUUGAGACCUGCACCUAUCCAGGUAAUGUGGCUAGGUUACCCUGGUACGAGUGGUGCACCAUUCAUGGAUUACAUUAUCACAGACCGGUUCACAUCUCCAAUUGAAAUAGACAUGCAGUAUUCAGAGAAACUGGCCUACAUGCCAGACACAUUUUUCAUUGGGGACCACAAAAACAUGUUUCCACAUCUACUGGAGAAGAUCCUUAUCAAACAAGAUGAAGAUCAGCUUUUCAAGGACAAUAAUAUAGUCCUUAAUGGAGUCAAUUUACAAGCCAUGAAAGAUGCCGUCCAGUGUAAGACUGUAACUGUACGUUGUGCACCAGGGACAACUACAGAUGAGGAGAAUGGGGAGCCGGGUACCGUGACGUAUCAAACUGUAGUUGUCCAGGUGGGACAUGUUCUAACACAGAUGAUGCAGAGUGGAUUAUCUCAUGCUUUAGUGAAUGGUGUCACUAUACAAAAUGGUGUAACCACCCAACAGGUAUGCAUUGCUGAUAGUGAGAAUGCGGACAGCCAAAUUUUAUUACUCUUACAGACAAACAAUAAAUGUGCUACUGGAGAAGAAAUUCCUGAUAACAUUAUAAUCAGUGCGAGAUGCCAGUAUGGGCUUCCAGAAGAUGUUGUUGUGUACUGCAACUUUAACCAGCUGUAUAAGAUAGACCCUGAGACACUACAGAUGUGGCUGGACAUUCUGAAGAGAGUACCAAACAGUGUGCUGUGGCUGCUCAAGUUCCCUGCAGUUGGUGAACCAAAUAUUGUUCAGAAGGCAAAAGAUGAAGGGAUAGAUGCUAGUAGGGUUGUGUUUUCAAAUGUAGCACCAAAAGAGGAGCAUGUACGACGUGGACAGUUAGCAGAUGUUUGCCUGGACACACCCUUAUGUAAUGGUCACACAACAGGGAUGGAUGUACUGUGGGCAGGUACACCAAUGGUAACAUAUCCGGAAGAGACCUUGGCUUCACGUGUUGCCUCCUCCCAACUAAAAGCAUUAGGAUGUCCAGAACUGAUAGCAUCAGAUAGAGAUGAUUAUGUUAAUAUAGCAGCCAGACUAGGGACAGAUAGAGAUUAUUUACAAGCAAUGAGAGCUAAAGUGUGGAAGGCUCGGCUAACCAGUCCUUUGUUCAACUGUUCAAUGUAUGCAAAAAAUAUGGAGAAAGUAUUUUGGCAGAUGUGGAAAACGUGUUCACAUGGGGAGCCACCCAAACAUGUAACACAAGUCAACUAGUUCAUGACAGUUUAUUAUUGACCCUUUGAUUCUGACUUGUUAAUCACCUUUUAAUAGUGUGUUUCAAUUGUACAUGAUACCCCUAGAUUACUCACCACAAAGCUGUACAUUUCUUCUUUAUAAAUAGUGUCUGUCUGUCUGUCUUCUCACCAAGUGUUUAUCCAGUAUUUUCAGAAAAUGUCAGAAUUUGUUUUAUAGACAAUGGAGUACGGUAAAAAAUCUAUUGCUUAUUCAUUUUGCUUAGUUUGUUAUUUAUGGCUGAUUUGCUUUAUUUCUUAAAAGAAUCUGUUUUUGCAUGAAAAUCUCAUUGGCAUUAGACUCGAAAAGAUUAAUUUGAAGUUGAUAGAUAUUUACUAAUUUAUGAAAUUGUGUUGAUGGAUAGAUAUACAUUGUAUGUUACAUUUUUGUUAAGAUCUUUCCAAUAAAAUGUUGAUUUAUUUAAAUUUUGAUUGUGAUUAUAGAGUGAGAAUCACCUAAAACUAUUGUUAUUUUAUACUAAUGACUAGUAGUUGUUUUUUCCCAUUAUUUAGAACAAUGAAAGGAAACAUUUUGUAACAAUUGAGUAUUCUUGCAUUUUUCACCAAAAGUUUAAUUUGUGCUGUAUUAGACAGAAUUUGAAGAUUUGCAGAACUUUGGACAAUAUUUUACUGGAUUAAUGAAUCGUUGAAAAUUUAAAAUAUUGUUAUUUUUGUUAAGAAGCCAAUGUAAUAGCUGCCUUACAGGAAUGAAAUUUAUGUACAAAACAAUAUUUUACUGAUCAACUGAAGUAUAUUUACAGUCCAUACGCAGCUUGGGAGCAAAAAUAGAAAUCUAGAUUUUAUGAGUGGCUCAAAAUCAUGGCUCUGAGGUAAUUGCCUCAUGAAACCCAUUUGAAAUUCAUAUUAAAUAUAAUAAAAUUGAAUAAUACACAUGAACUGUGAUAAUAUUUCUUUUGUUUAUGCAAUGGAAUAUCUUACCAUAUUUAUGAAAUGCAAAUUCAAAUAUUGUAUACUAAGUAUAUCAGUUUAUUUUUAAUUUCCAACAAGAGUGAAACAUUUCCAAAUUGACCUUCAAUUUAUUUAAAGUUAAAGAUUGUUUAAUGUAUUUUUUUUGCUCAACAUAGGGUGAUUUUUGAGACCCAUGUUUAAUCCUAUUUAAGGUCUUAUAUAAUUAUUUACUUAUUUAUAAUUAUUAUUUAUUUACAUUUUACUUAUUACUACAAAACUAUUUUUUUCCAAAAUUUUUGGUUUGACUUUCCGUAUAAAUGUUAGAUCUUGGUCAAUCUUAAUAUUUUUUCUCUGCUUUUAGCAAGAUUUUCAGUUAUUGUAUCUUUAAUGUUUUGUUUUAUCUUUAAACAGAAAAACAAAUUGUAUCUGCAAAUAUUUCAUAGUAAUCUAUAUAGAUGUAAAGAUUUUUUUCAACAAAUCUAUAUAGAUGUAAAGAUUUUUUUCAACUUUUUACAGUGACUGUGUUAGGGUCAUUUAAAAUUUUAUGAAGAUAUACUGUCACUGCAGUUAUUAAACUAGAAUUUGUCUUAAUUAUAAGUUAUAUGUGCAAGUAAUCUUUGUGAUGCAGUGCCACCAACUAUGCAUGCAUAUUUGUUCCUAUAAAUACUAUAUAUAUAAAUUGAUUACAAGAUUUUCAAAUGUAACAGGCAAAAAAACAAAAGACAAAUAAUUAUACUUUUCAAGUCCAGUCAACUCAUAAGGAAUUGGGAAAUAUUGUGGUUCAUAGUAAAUCAUACUUGCUGGUAAAUGUUUACUUAAUAACUACUUAAGCUUUCUUACUCACACUUAACUGUUUAAACUUUUUUUAUUCACUCACACUAAACUGUUGAUAAAUGCCAUAGAUGUGCUUUUACGGAACAUUAAAACAAAUGUAUGUGUUCAUUAAACAUUAUUUAAUUUGGUGUUGUAUUUUCUUCUGUACAGAUUUAUGUGUACACUUUACCUUAUUCUAAACUUGAUGGAAUGAAAUUCCUGUGUACAGACCCCCCGAUUGUUAUAUUAUAUUGGAAUAGAAAUCAUUGUAGAUAGGCUAACACUGUAUAUUGUUGGUGAUUUUGUGUGCUUGUUAUGUUAUUGUAGUUAAGGAUUGGAAUUGUAUUGAUCCUGCAAAAAAAAUAAAGCAUUGUAUUUUAAUGAAA